Zonotrichia leucophrys gambelii is the source of this 2677-nucleotide messenger RNA. RefSeq names its product RNA binding motif protein 17 (gene RBM17). Gene Ontology annotation, molecular function: RNA binding. Gene Ontology annotation, cellular component: precatalytic spliceosome. Lineage: Eukaryota; Metazoa; Chordata; Aves; Passeriformes; Passerellidae. The record is from RefSeq and is a predicted model, not a curated record. The transcript has 12 exons. Bases 94 to 1299 code for a protein of 401 amino acids. Gene Ontology annotation, biological process: mRNA cis splicing, via spliceosome; alternative mRNA splicing, via spliceosome.
CGGGGCGCUGUGCGCAGGCGCGGCCCUUCCCGGCGGGCUCAGCGCCGGCUCAUGGCGGCGGCGGCGCCGGGACGGUUUUAAAUUGAAGAGAAAAUGUCACUUUACGAUGACUUGGGGGUUGAGACCAGCGAUUCCAAAACAGAAGGCUGGUCCAAGAAUUUCAAACUGCUGCAGUCUCAGCUGCAGGUGAAGAAAGCAGCUCUCACACAAGCAAAGAGUCAGAGAACAAAACAAACCACAGUCCUCGCUCCAGUGAUUGACCUGAAACGAGGCAGCUCCUCUGAUGAGAGACAGAUCGUGGACACUCCCCCUCACGUGGCAGCUGGGCUGAAGGAUCCUGUCCCCAGUGGUUUUUCUGCAGGAGAUGUGUUGAUUCCCCUGGCAGAUGAGUAUGAUCCCAUGUUCCCAAAUGACUACGAGAAGGUGGUGAAACGUCAGAGGGAGGAGCGGCAGCGGCAGCGGGAGCUGGAGAGGCAGAAGGAGAUUGAGGAGAGAGAAAAAAGGCGUAAGGACAGACAUGAAGCCAGUGGCUUUUCGAGACGACCAGACCCAGAUUCUGAUGAAGAUGAAGAUUAUGAAAGGGAGAGACGGAAAAGAAGUAUGGGAGGAGCUGCCAUUGCACCACCCACUUCUCUCGUGGAGAAAGACAAAGAACCUGUAGCAUCAUUCCCAUAUGAGGAGGAGUCAAGACCUCGGGCACCUUCUUCCAAAGCAGCAAUUCCUCCCCCAGUGUACGAUGAGCCAGAGAGACCUCGUUCCCCCACAGGACCCAGCAACUCCUUCCUUGCCAACAUGGGGGGGACAGUUGCUCACAAAAUCAUGCAGAAAUAUGGUUUCAGAGAGGGCCAGGGGCUGGGCAAACAUGAACAGGGGCUCAGCACAGCACUGUCAGUAGAGAAAACAAGCAAGAGGGGUGGCAAGAUCAUUGUUGGUGAAUCUACAGAGAAAGAAACGGGCAAGAAGGCAGAUUCCAACCCCUUAACUGAGAUCCUGAAAUGCCCAACCAAAGUGGUCUUACUGAGGAACAUGGUUGGUGCUGGGGAGGUGGAUGAAGACCUUGAAGUUGAAACUAAGGAGGAAUGUGAGAAAUAUGGCAAGGUUGGGAAAUGUGUCAUCUUUGAGAUCCCUGGUGCCCCUGAUGAUGAAGCUGUAAGAAUAUUUUUAGAGUUUGAACGGGUUGAAUCUGCCAUCAAAGCUGUUGUGGAUCUAAAUGGAAGAUACUUUGGAGGCAGAGUGGUGAAGGCUUGUUUUUACAACCUGGACAAGUUCAGAGUGCUGGAUCUGGCAGAACAAGUUUGAUUUCAAAAAUCUAGCUCGGGUGUCAUUGUUUUGGCAAUCAGGUUUUCAGCAGUAGGCUGGGAAUAAAGAAGAGAAAAGUAGCUUUCCUGGCAGACUGGAAACAAGCCUCAUUGAAUGGAUUUUACACAUUCGUUGUCACUUAUGGUUUUUUGUAAUAUAAAGCCCUUUGAAAGUAAGAUUCACGUCUGUGUGGUUUUGAAUUGCACAUUCCUGCUUUCUGCUCUGGGGAUCCUGGUUUUUUUUUUUGAGCUUUCAGAUGACUUUGCUCUGUUGAAAACCCACUGCUGAGGAGAUGCUUUGUAUUCCUGCUUUCUUUGUUCUGCUUCAUCAUGGAGUCCCUGUGCUGGAUCCACAAUAAGUGUGAAGCUUUGGACAAGGACUGUGUGCUGUGAUCUGCUCUUCCCUGAUGGUCUCUCCUAGAGUUAGAGCCUUGCUCUCCUGAGUCCUCAUCUCUGCACACCAGUGAUUUGGGUCAUUGCACAGUAGCAGCUGGUUUGUUCUUCAGGACAAAGCUUCUGUGCCAGAAUGGAGACUGAAAUAACAAGGAUUGAGUCUGGCUUCACAGAGCAAAAGAAAAUCCAUGUCUAAUCCAGGGAAAUGGAGAAAGGGGGGAAUUAUUAAGACUCUUAGCAGGAGCUCUGUGCUGGAAUAUCCUGGGAUAACUGGUUGCAGGUCAUUAGUAGGGAGAAGGGAAACUCCUUCCUGUAUCUGGCCAGCUGUCAGAAUCUCAUUCUCUAACUCACACAUAGGCAACUGACUUUGUUUAACCAUUUGUUCUUUCUGUUUAUAUUUCUAUUUUUGAGGUCCAAUACCAUCAAGGUUAGGCUUUCUUUUGGGAAGGAGUGCUUGUGGAAGUUUUCAAAGUAGGAGGCCAUGGAGGGAAGUUCUCAUGAAAAUCUAAAGAGUUGACAAACCAAACUACUAAACACUACUACUCUUAGUUUUAACUUGAUGUGAAAUAGUACACAGCUCUUUCUGCUCCUGGUUUUAUGUUUGCCUUUUGUUUGGGAACAGUGUGUGACGAAGAGAUGCCAAGAGGGGACUCUGGAAUGGUGGAAGUUGUCUCUGUGCCCCAUUGCACCCAGAAUUGUGGAGAUACUGAGGUGGCUGUGAGCCCUGAGGGUGUUUUAGCUGUUCGAAAGUUGAUGCUGGAUGUUUUUUUCCUGUUACACACAUGGACUGGGGAGAGGGGGGACACACCUGUAGUUCAAUGCUGUGAAUAUCUCCAGUUCCUGCCCUUUUGUUGAGUUUUGGCUGCAGAUUUCUAUGACAAACCCUUGGCUCUUGUGUUUUGCUUAUUUUGUCUGCUUGUGUUCCACCAACCUCUGUACAAACAUUUGCUUGUAAAACAGAAUUUUUUAAAAAACCUGGUAUUUUA